GGAGAGGCAGACGUCACAAGAGGGUGGUGAGGGUAGCCGAGGAGAGGAACAUCUCCCAGACUCACUCCAGUGCCUGGCUCUACCUCUUGCGGAAGUUGGUGACACAACAGAUAACAUUAUAGAUUAUAAGCUCUGAAAGCAGUGAAUAUAUCGCGCAAAUGGAUAAUUUACUACAUAAUAGGGAAAUAUAUGCCAUCAGUGAGUAAAUAUAUUCCCAAGGUGUUUGGCGAUACACAAUAGUGGCGACCUGUGUUUGCGUGUGUGUGUUGCAGCAGGCUCCAGGCAGGCUCCAGGCAGGCUCCAGGCAGGCUCCAGGCAGGCUCCAGGCAGGCUCCAGGCAGGCUCCAGGCAAGGUUCGCUGCCUUGUCCUCCCACCAUAGCCUGCCCUGCACUACUCCAGGUACAUAUACGCCCUCGAGCUUGACCAUGGGAGGGACGUGGGUCGCCCUCGUCGUGCUCAGUCUCCUGGUCGUCGCCCACACCUACGAGGAGACCAAACUCGAGGACGUCAUCGGGGAGUACGACUUCAGGAUGUUUAAGAACCUCUUUGUCAAUACGACCCAACUCCUCCUUCAGGCCAUCGGCCGCGUAGAGGCCACAGCGGCCAAGGACGAGUCACUGGCCGAGCUGAAGGAAGCCAUGAAGGAGAUUAGCGAGUCCUUGACGGCUGCCAACCAGCAAGCUUUAGCCGUCCGCGAGACUGUCAACAAUGGCGCCGACGCCACCAAAGUCGAACUCCAGGCAUUCCAGGACCUGAUCCUGGCUAAACUUUCAGACGUGAAAGUCUUCGUGGAGCAAAAAGUCAAGCAGAUGGAGAACCAGGUGGCCAAGCUUGGCCAGAUGUCGGUCAAUCUGGCGGCCGGGGAUUGUCAGGACCUCUACGACUUGGGCUUCAACGCUUCAGGUGUCUACUACCUGCAGAAAUUCGGCCGGCAGGUCUUGUGCGACAUGGAGACUGGUCUUGGAGGCUGGCUGGUCAUCCAACGCAGAGCCAAGGUCGUCGAGCAGGUGGACUUCAACCGUGACUGGCACGAGUACAAGGCAGGUUUUGGGGACCUGGAGACGGAGUUCUGGGCGGGCAAUGACUUCCUCCACGUCCUCACCAACCAGAAAACCUACGAACUCCAAAUUGACAUGAUAGACUUCGAGAAAGGUGCCUACUGGGCCUCCUACAGCACGUUUCGUGUGGGUAGUGAGAGCUCGGGCUACGUGCUGGACGUGGGCAACUACUCCGGCAACGCCACGGACGCCUUCACGUACCACCACGGACGACCCUUCACCUCCAACGACCGUGACAACGACCUCUAUAAGGACGGCAACUGUGCUACCUACUUCUCUGGUGCCUGGUGGUACGACAGGUGCUACGACGCCCACUUGAAUGGAGUGUUUCCAGCGACGCCCGACCGUCAGAACGCCUCGUUCAUCACCUGGUGGGCUCACGAGAACGGCAGGAAAGUUCCUCUCGUUCUCACCAGUGUCACUCUACGAGUCAAGCCCAGGAACCACUGAGGUCCCUCCAGCCCAGGCCCAGGAUAUACUGACUUCACCACGGUACACUGACGUCCAUCCAUCCCAGGCCCUGGAUAUACUGACUUCACCACGCUACACUGACGUCCCUCCAUCCCAGGCCCAGGAUAUACUGACUUCACCACGGUACACUGACGUCCCUCCAUCCCAGGCCCAGCGACCACCUGAGAGUACACUACGAUAGGAGUACACUCGUCCCCUAUCCGGCUACGUCUACGGAUACACUGCGAGGUCCUAUCCGGCCGCGUUUACAGAUACAGUGAGAGGUUAAGAGUGUUGGUGGCAGUAAUCUGGGCCCAGGCUGAACAAUACACACGAAUGUUCACUUUAAACGCAGCAGACGUACAGAACAUCAACCACCAGCGGUUUAUGGUGUGUUGAACUCCUUUCGUGCAAAAUAGGUUACACUAUUGCAAUAUCUAGCACAUCAUUGCAAUACAGGCAAGCAAUACCUGCUCGUCUGUAUUGCCAGGUGAUCAGUAUGCAGUCACGUUUGUAUAUUUUUUAGUAAAAAUAAGUGUUUGUUAGAGUUAAUAUAUGUACCUUAAUAGUUUGAUAGACACUUUGUAUUUCUAUUGAAUGUAUUGUAAUGUUAGACCAACACUGGAAAUUAAAUGAACAUACAUA
Molecule: messenger RNA, 2154 nt
Organism: Procambarus clarkii (red swamp crayfish)
Lineage: Eukaryota; Metazoa; Arthropoda; Malacostraca; Decapoda; Cambaridae
Source: RefSeq, a predicted model, not a curated record